Saccostrea echinata is the source of this 2333-nucleotide messenger RNA. RefSeq names its product monoacylglycerol lipase ABHD6-like. The coding region runs from base 37 to 1053 and encodes 338 amino acids. The transcript is spliced from 9 exons. NCBI's taxonomy places the organism in Eukaryota, Metazoa, Mollusca, Bivalvia, Ostreida, Ostreidae. The record is from RefSeq and is a predicted model, not a curated record.
ACAUGAGUGUAUCAACCAAAAAAGCUGAAAGAAGAGAUGGUACCUGUACACACCUUGUUUUAUCCUCUUUUGGCCUUUGUGACCACAAUCACAGCAGCUUCUUUUUACUUUUUUAUGAUAAAACCAGAGCUCAUUGUGCAGUAUUACUUAAGAAUGACAGUUUUAUGGAGUGGUAUGAGGAUUAAGUAUAUUAAUGUAAAUGGGAGAAAAGUGUGCUAUGGAGAGAAGGGAUACAAACAGAAAGGCAGAUCUAGCAUUGUACUUCUACACGGGUUCUCAGCUGACAAAUCAAUGUGGGCACCUCUUGUUAAGAAUCUCCCUAGUGAUCUCCAUGUGCUUGCUUUAGAUCUCCCUGGAAAUGGAGAAAGUGAGGCCCCCAUGGAGGGCACUGACUUGUCACUGAAGGGACUUGUCAGAACUGUACACCAGAUAAUAGAGAUUUUAGGGAUGUCGGAGGAUCCUAUACACAUAGUGGGUCUGUCCAUGGGAGGAGCUGUAGCGGGCCUGUAUGCUGCAGAGUAUCCACACAUUGUGGACAGGGUGACCAUGAUGUGUCCUGCUAUGAGGACUCCUGAACAGACAUCUGUUGCCAUGGAGAUACAGAAAGCCGUAGAAUCUGGAGAUGAGGGCACAAUAUUAAAAGACUGCCCUCUUUUCCCUCAGAACCCUGAUGAGAUGCAGUAUUUGUUAGAUUUUGCACAGUAUCACAAGAGCAGUUUUAUUCCAAAACAGAUUCUGCAGGGAGCAAUUGAUAUGAGGAAGCAGUACCAUGGAUUUUAUUUAAAAUUGUUAAAGGCCUUAGCAGCAGAAGAAAAUGCUACAUUACUAGAAAGAACAGCCCCAAAAAUAAAUGUACCCUCCCAUGUUGUGUGGGGUCAGGAAGAUCAGGUUGUCCACGUUUCAGGAGCCAAUGUUCUUAAAGACAAACUGCCCAACUGUCAGAGAGUGGACAUCAUUCCACGCUGCGGCCAUGCAAUCAAUCUGGACAGACCAGGAUCUAAAACAAAAGCUCUGCUCAGCUUCAGGGGAGAGUACUCUAAGAAAAACAAAUAAACCAUGUUCUUUGCUGCCUGUGAUAACAUUGCCAUGUAAUAAAAAAUGGUGGACAUCUCUCAGGUGUUUCAAUCUAGUCAGGGGGUUCAAUUCAAUAAUGAUAAUUUUUUAAUUUUGUUUUACAGAAUUUUAUUCAUCAAAACUGUACAUUGUAUUUCGUCUUGAUCUCAUUUUAAUUUCAAAAGUUUAUAGUGUACUAUUAAACAGGUUAAUUUUUUUUAGAAUAGGUCCAUUUUAAAAUAAAUGUAAGCUCUCUCCCAAACAACCAAAUUUGCAUGGAUAAUACUAGGAAUGCAAAAUACAAGUGAAUCUUCAGAUACUGCAUGUGACAUAUAUAUAGUUUUAGAUGAGUAGUCAGUUAAAAUUUUUAAUAGCAGGUCAUUUUAUGUAUUUUAGUAGUAGAAGCCUGAGUUUUAUUGUAUGAACUUUGUAUUUAAAGAUUUUACUUCUGCAGUUUUAUUUUUGAGAAUUUAUUUUUCAGUCACACAGCUAAAUACUGAGUGAAAUUUGUUCCUGCAUUAUAUUGAACAUGCAUUUGAAAUGAGACUACUUUGCUUAUAAGUUGCAUGUAUUAUGAUGAGCUUAGUCAUCUCUAGUUACCGAGUACCGUAUAUACUCGCCUUUAAGUCAGUCCGCCUAUAAGUCGGUUGUAAUUUUCGAGGUUAUUUUGGAAGGAUUUGCCAUUGACCCGCAUAUACGUCGGUAAAAUUUUUUGCCAGAAUCGGCUGACAAUUUCAAAUCAAUGCUCUGAUCUUUUAACCUGGUUUUAAGUAAUAUUAUAAGAAAUUACACCAAUAUUUAAUUUGAAAUCAUAAAAGAAAAUAAGUGAUGCACACCUAAGAUCAAAUAGAAUUAAUGAAAUACGUAAAUACAUGUACUUUAUGCAUAUUCUUAGAAUACAAAAAUGAUAUUACAUAUCCAGACUUUAUUCAAAGAUAAUCAUCGAACAUGUUUGUAAAAUACUACAUGUUGCCGUCCAAAAAGAAUGCCAAUUUUUUAUGACUUGUCUAUAAGUCGGACAAAGAGUUUUGGACCAAAAUUUAACUCCCAAAAAAAACGACUUAUAGGCGAGUAUAUACGGUACAUAUGUUUAUCAAAUUUCUACAAAUGAAAAAUAUUUUUUAUCAUAGAUGAGUGAAACAUUCUGAAGCAUACCAUAAUCUUUCAUUUUAACUAAGCUGUGAUUUUGUAUUUAAAUUUUAUAUGUGUGAAACUUGCUCAAGUAUAUUUGUGAAAUGUUUGUGUUGCACAAUCAGAUAAUGUUUAAAACUUUUAUAUAC